AUGGGUCAGCUUGAAACAAUUAUCGGGUCGGUGGUGGUGUCGGGUACAGCAUUCGCAGCUUACGUUCUUAUGAUGGUGGCCGAGCACACCAAGCCCCAAAUACCAGAGGACUGCACCUCCAUGCCUGCCACAUGCGGCGUUCCCCCGGGGCCAACAGUGGGCCUUGGGAUUGCCGCCAUCGUCUGCUGCUUCCUGGCAGCGUGCUUCGCCCAGGUGGCCGUUCGCGGGCCCCACACGGCGUAUCUCUCGAUGAGCAAGGCGUUUGUGAAGCACCACCGAUGGGGGGUCUCCGUCUGGUACUGCUUGGCAUGGUGCUUCACGCUUGUACCGGUGUGCUACAGCUCGUAUCUAGUCUGGCAGCAGUCAACAGGCAGUGGGGCAGUCCCGGUGGGGCUAUUUGCAGGCAUGGGGCUCAUCAUGCUGUGCUCGGGAGUGCUGUGGGUGGGCUUUGUAGCAAUGAACUUCAAUGCCGAUAGACUCAUUCUUGCAGGAGUGGAGGACGAGGAUGAGGAUGUGAGUAACAUGUGCAUGCAUGCAAUGAACUUCAACGCAGAUAGGCUCACUCUUGCAUGGGUGGAGGACGAGGAUGACGAUGUGAGCUUCGUAGCAAUGAACUUCAACGCAGAUAGGCUCACUCUUGCAUGGGUGGAGGACGAGGAUGACGAUGUGACAAUGAACUUCAACGCAGAUAGGCUCACUCUUGCAUGGGUGGAGGAUGAGGAUGACGAUGUGACAAUGAACUUCAAAGCAGAUAGGCUCAUUCUCAGCGGGGUGGAGGACGAGGAUGAGGAUGUGAGUAUGAUGCAGCAUGUGCGCAUAGUGCAUGCAUGGGAGACGGGUAUUGGAGGUGUGGCUUUGUCGCAAUGA
Closterium sp. Naga37s-1 is the source of this 867-nucleotide messenger RNA. The record is from the annotation of a GenBank genome assembly. Lineage: Eukaryota; Viridiplantae; Streptophyta; Zygnematophyceae; Desmidiales; Closteriaceae.